AUUUCGAUCGAAGUCCAAGGUUAGAAGGAAAUACGAAACGAAACAACAAGGAAUCAUAAACGAUAUAUAGACAAAUUAUUCUCAAAAAUAGUCAAAGUGAAGCGUGGAUCGUGAAAAAAAAAGGAAAAGAGAUGGGUGAAAGUAUUGAAAACGGUUCGAUAAACGAAAAUCGAGCAUGGCUGCCGCCAUGAAAGCAAAGAGAAAGACAGGUCAGGCGCACGCCGAGACUUUUAAUGUAAGCGCAAUGCUCUCGUGCACGGUGGAAUUCGGUUCCCUUUAUGGCGGACGUUGGAACGGUUCCCAUAAUGACGCGGCGCCACUCGUGGAAAUAACAUUUUUCCCCCGAGGAAGUUUUGAUAACUGGGAAGAGGCAUCGAGGAAAAUUGAACUGGGCUGAUUGGGAUCUCAUUGUGGCUCGAUGGAUUAUGGAUAUGGAUAGCAUCGAAGAAUGAGGUAAAAUGUUUAAUGAAGAUCCAUCUCGCGAUCUUAUCAUCCAGGAAGGAAGAAACGUAAUGACAAUUGACGAAGGAAGAUGGUGAGAGAGGGAGAAAGAAGGAAAAGCACGAAGUUAGCGGUACAGAGGUCAAGACGAGGCUAGGUAUUGAGAAAGACUGUACCUAUUCGUCAUUAAUUUUCACUCUCGGCAAUCAGUGCUGUGUUUUCUCGCUCUCAUUUUCUACGAUCAGCCACGCUGGUCCGCAAAAAUUUUUUACAUUUGAACUUUUUAAUAUCGAGUUUGCCUUAUCGAGUUUGGAUCAGAGGCAAUUGGAUGCGUGCUUGACGAGGUGUUAAUUAAAAAAAAAAAAAAAAAAAAAAAAAUGGCAAUAGGAUUAACUACUUUAUUCAGUGCUACAUCGAUUCUCGGAUUUACUUUGAUUCCCCUUGUAGCUAUCGGUUUGACCAUAUACAAAUACAAUCAAGAGGAUCCAGAAUCUCAUCCUUUCGAUAGAGAACAGCUUCUACGAAUGUACGAUUUUAUAGUGGUCGGCGGAGGAAGCGCCGGUGCGGUGAUCGCAUCGAGAUUGUCAGAGGUAUCCAAUUGGACAGUGUUGCUGUUGGAGGCAGGUGGCGACGAGACUGAAAUUUCCGAUGUCCCUUUACUGGCUGGUUAUAUCCAGCUAUCAGACAUGGACUGGAAAUAUCAAACUUCACCGCCCACCUCAUCGGCCUAUUGCCUCGCAAUGAUCGGCGACAGAUGCAACUGGCCACGAGGAAAAGUGCUCGGCGGGAGCAGCGUAUUGAACGCCAUGGUUUAUGUCCGGGGUAAUCGCCGCGACUACGACAACUGGGCCAGACUGGGCAACACAGGUUGGAGUUACGAGGACGUGCUCCCAUACUUCCUCAAGUCCGAGGACAACCGGAACCCGUACCUGGCCAGAACCCCGUACCACACAACGGGCGGUUACCUGACCGUCCAGGAAUCCCCGUGGCGUAGCCCGUUAUCGAUCGCGUUCCUGCAGGCCGGCCAAGAGCUCGGCUACGCGAAUCGGGACGUGAACGGAGCGUACCAGACGGGUUUCAUGUUGAACCAGGCGACGAUCCGCCGGGGCAGCCGUUGUUCCACGGCCAAGGCGUUCCUCAGGCCGGUCAAGAACAGGGAGAACCUUCACAUAGCCAUGAAAACGCACGCGUUGAGGGUGGUGUUCAACGAGGGGAAAAGGGCGACGGGCGUCGAGGUGCUGAGACACGGCAGCCACCGGUUGAUACGAGCUAGGCGCGAGAUCGUUCUCUCCGCGGGUGCGAUCAACACCCCGCAACUGUUGAUGCUGUCCGGCAUAGGGCCCAAGGAGCACCUGGCCGAGUUCGGCAUCCCCGUGAUAUCCGACCUCAGGGUCGGCGACCACCUUCAGGACCACGUGGGUCUGGGCGGGCUCACGUUCGUCGUGGACGAGCCGGUCAGCCUGAAGAAGGAUCGUUUCCAGACGGUAUCCGUGAUGAUGCAAUACGUUCUGCACGAGAAGGGGCCGAUGACCGACUCGGGAGUAGAGGGCGUCGCGUUCGUCAACACGAGGUACGCGGACAAGUCGGACGACUAUCCGGACAUCCAGUUCCAUUUCCUUCCGAGCUCGAUCAACUCGGACGGGGAGCAGAUCAAGAAGAUUCUCGGGCUGAGGGAGAGCGUGUACAACACGAUGUACAAGCCGUUGACCGGGGCAGAUACGUGGUCGAUCCUCCCGCUCCUCCUCAGGCCGAAGAGCUCGGGUUGGGUACGAUUGAAGAGCAGGAACCCGAUGGUUUAUCCGGACAUAAAUCCCAAUUACUUCACGCGGAAGGAGGACGUGGACGUGCUGGUGGAUGGCAUACGGAUAGCGAUGAGAUUGGCGAACACGACCGCUUUCAGGAGGUUCGGCUCGAGGCCGCACACGAUCCGUAUGCCCGGCUGCCACAGGUAUCCGUUCGACACGUACGAUUAUUGGGAGUGCGCGAUCAGGCAUUUCACGUUCACCAUCUAUCAUCCUGUGGGCACGUGCAAGAUGGGGCCGAGGGGCGAUCCCACGGCUGUCGUCGAUCCAAGGCUCAGGGUGUACGGGGUGAAGGGGUUGAGGGUGGCGGACGGAUCCAUCAUGCCGCAGAUCGUGAGCGGGAAUCCGAACGCGCCGAUAAUUAUGAUCGGCGAGAAGGCGAGCGAUAUGGUGAAGGAGGAUUGGAUGCGCUACGCGAGGGAGGGGAAUGGAUUCGUGAGAAGUUGACGAGUGUGUUCGUUCGAUGCUGUGAGUUUUUUGGAUUUUUUUAAUUGUUUUCUUUUUAUUCGUCUUUAAAGAUUAAUUUAAAAGAAACGAAAAAAAGGAGAAGGAUUUGUUUUUUUUUCAAUUCUGUAAGUGUGCUGUAAGUUCGUUUUAUUUUAAUUGUUUUUAUUCUUUUUAUUUGUCUUUAAAGAAACGAAAGAAAGAGAAAAAAAAGGAGAAGGAUUUGUUUUUUUUUCAAUUAUCGUUUGAGCUCUGUGAGUGUGUUGUUUGUUUUAUUUUAAUUGUUUUUAUUCUUUUUAUUUGUCUUUAAAGAAAGAGAAAAAAAAGGAGAAGGAUUUAUUUUUUUUUUUUUUGAGUUCUGUGAGUGUGUUGUUCGUUUUAUUUUAAUUGUUUUUAAUCUUUUUCUUUGUCUUUAAAGAAACGAAAGAAAGAGAAAAAAAAGGAGAAGGAUUUAUUAUUUUUUUUUUUGAGUUCUGUGAGUGUAAGUUCGUUUUAUUUUAAUUGUUUUUAAUCUUUUUAUUCGUCUUUAAAGAAUAAUUUAAAAAUAACGAAAAAAAGGAGAAGGAUUUGUUUUUUUUCAAAUAUUAUCGUUUGAGUUCUGUGAAUGUAUUAUGAAUGUGAAUUUUUGAAAUCCUUUUUAAUCUUUUCACUUUGUCUUUAAAAAAUAAUUUAAAAGAGACGAAAGAAACGGAAGAAAGGAUUCGUUUUUUCCCUAAUACAUGUUUGAUUGUUCGUUUGAAUUUUUUAAUUGUUGCUGUCUUUAAAGAAUAAUGUAAAAGAGAUAAAAGCGUCAUAUAAUUAUUAUAGCUAAAAGUGGAAAGUUUGAUAGUUAAAUUUGCAGAGAAAAUAGUAAAAUUUUGAGAAAAAUUCUUUGAAAAAAGGACGUUCCAAAUAUAUAUGUGUCUUUUCAAUUUUUGUUUAUUAUUGUUAAAGAAUAAUAUAUAAAAGAUUUAAAUUUAAAUUUAGCUUUGAAACGAAGACGUUCAAUUUUAUUUAUUGCAGCUAGCGUGAAAAGUUUGAUAUUUAAAUUUGCAGGUAAGAGAAGCAAAUUUUCAAGAAUAGAAGAUAGCGAACGAUCUAAUAAUUUAUUAAAAUCAUUAAUUUUUAAAAAAAAUCGUUCGAAUUAUUUUCGAAACAAUUUCGAAUAGUUCCCUCGAAAAACGAGACGAUACCCCAUCGAUCUGUUUAUCUCUCGAGGGAAACUCUUUUUUUUUUUAUGUUGAACAAACAUUGCGGAGAGCAACGAGUAAUACGUACGUAAUCCGACUUAACUUUCAAGCACGACUUGCAAGGAAGUGUCAAACACACUUUCACGUUUACCGACGAGCUGUGAAAAAACUUGGUAUUGAAAGUUAUUUAACAUCGAAUCGUCACUUGUAUCUCGUCAAAGAUACAUUACGUGAACGAUGGAAUAAGAACACUUAUACUUCAAACAAAUCAGAACACCUUGAUAUUCAAAUCCGUUAUGUAUUUUGCGUGUAAAUUAUUUUUGUAACAAUGUAACAAAAGAUCUAUUUAUAUGUGUAUAUAAUAUAAUUUAUACGAAUUUAAA
This is a messenger RNA of Apis cerana (Asiatic honeybee), 4239 nucleotides long. Its product is annotated as glucose dehydrogenase [FAD, quinone]. The record is from RefSeq and is a predicted model, not a curated record. Gene Ontology annotation, molecular function: flavin adenine dinucleotide binding; oxidoreductase activity, acting on CH-OH group of donors. NCBI's taxonomy places the organism in Eukaryota, Metazoa, Arthropoda, Insecta, Hymenoptera, Apidae.